Molecule: messenger RNA, 2244 nt
Organism: Magnolia sinica
Lineage: Eukaryota; Viridiplantae; Streptophyta; Magnoliopsida; Magnoliales; Magnoliaceae
Product: L-type lectin-domain containing receptor kinase SIT2-like
Exons: 1
Coding region: 203-2200 (665 amino acids)
Biological process (GO): protein phosphorylation
Cellular component (GO): plasma membrane
Molecular function (GO): carbohydrate binding; protein kinase activity; ATP binding
Source: RefSeq, a predicted model, not a curated record
UCUAGAGACUUGGAGAAUGCUACGUAAGGAUAUUUGGAUGUCGAAUCUCUCUUUCGAGAAUUUGACUAUACAACAUACAACGACGCAAGUAUGGUCAAAAUCCCUGUUAUAAACAAUACUACAAUUCAUUAGGGCCUAUUUGGAACGCCUGAUCUGGUGAUAUUGCAUUGCCUUAGCUGGAAGCCAUUGGAAGCUUUCAGCCAUGUUUUGUAAACUCCUAUUAUGGUUUCUCUUCAUGGGAAUUGCAGCUUCCGAAGGCGAUGGUAAUUUCAUUUACAGAGGAUUCCGUGGUGCUAACAUGAGCCUGGGUGGUGAGGCGGAGAUCACGUCCAAUGGCCUCCUUCGGCUCAACAAUGCCAUACGUCAAAAGGGCCAUGCCAUGUACCCCGUUCCCCUUCACUUCAAACCUUCACACGGUAAAACUCAUUCUUUCUCUACCAAUUUCGUCUUUGCAAUCUUACCCCAGGAUCCGGAUUUAAGUGGCUCCGGAGUUGUCUUCGUGAUCUCACCUUCGAAAGAGUUCCCAGGAGGUGAAAAUGGUAAAUACAUGGGCAUCUUCAAUGAGACGAACAACGGAAAAUCGUCGAAUCACAUGGCUGCCAUUGAGUUCGACACAUUCUUUAAUCCAGAAUUCCGUGAUAUCGAUGAGAACCAUAUCGGAAUCGACAUCAAUGGCUUAGAUUCCAUCAGUUCCGCUCCUGCUGCUUACUUCAGUAAUGUGAGCCGGAGGUUUGAGAAUCUAAGCCUUAUAAGCGGAGACCUGAUGCAUGUUUGGGUAGAAUACAAUGGUUUCCAAAACCAACUCAAUGUAACAUUAUCUCCUAUUGGUUUACCUAAACCUGAUCUUCCACUCUUGUCAUCGACGGUGAAUCUUUCAUCAAUUAUUUUAGACAACAUGUAUAUCGGGUUCUCUUCAACAACCAGGCGGUUCCAAUCAUCUCAUUACAUCUUGGGAUGGAGCUUUAAGAUGAACGGUCAAGCUCAGGCCCUUGAUCUCUGGCAACUUCCUAAUCUUCCGCAACCCAAAAAGAAAUCGAAGGUCUUAACAAUUGGGUUACCAGUAAUUGUUUCAGUUUUAAUGUUAAUGGCCAUCUUAGCUGUCGGACUUAUCGUGAUAAGGAAGAUCAAGUUCGCCGAAAUACAAGAGGACUGGGAACGUGACUUCGGGCCCCACCGGUUCUCGUACAAGGAUCUAUAUACUGCUACUAAGGGCUUCACAGACAGAGAUCUCCUAGGGGUCGGAGGUUUUGGGAGGGUUUACCGAGGAGUUCUAUCGGCAUCAAAGAUUGAAGUGGCUGUGAAGAGAGUCUCUCAUGAAUCUCGACAAGGGAUGCGAGAAUUCAUAUCAGAGAUUGUGAGCUUGGGUCGCCUCCGUCACCGAAAUUUGGUGCAACUUCUCGGCUAUUGCCGGCGAAAGAGAGAGCUCCUAUUGGUCUAUGAUUUCAUGCCUAAUGGAAGUUUAGACAAGUUCCUCUUUGAUCAUCCAAAUUCGAUGCUGAGAUGGAGUCAACGGUUUCGGAUAAUCAAAGGAGUAGCCUCAGCACUUCUAUACUUGCACGAGGAAUGGGAGCAGGUGGUUCUUCACAGAGACAUCAAAGCCAGCAAUGUUUUAUUAGAUAACGAGAUGAACGGUAGAUUAGGCGACUUCGGCCUUGCCAGAUUGUACGAUCAUGGGACUGAUCCACAGACGACCCACAUGGUGGGGACCUUCGGAUAUCUUGCACCGGACCUGACUAGGACCGGGAAGGCCACCACAAGCACUGACGUGUUCGCAUUCGGAGCUUUCAUGCUCGAGGUUGCUUGUGGGAGGAGGUCCAUCGAUCCUCAAUUGUCAGUGGAUGAGAUUAUCUUGGUCGAAUGGAUUUCAAAAUGCUGGAGGAAAGGGACAAUUCUGGCAGCAGCGGAUUUGAAACUGGGAGUUGACUACGAGGUGGAGGAGAUGGAGUUGGUGCUGAAGCUUGGAUUGCUGUGUUCGCAUCCGUUGACGGCCGCAAGGCCGAGCAUGCGGCAAGUAGUUAAGUUUUUGGACCGCGAUGCACCUUUACCCGAUCUCUCACCCGAUGAUCUGGGUGCGGCGAUCCUGGCAGUGGGCCCUUCUGAAGGGCCCAAUGAUCUACGCUUGUCAUAUCCGUCUUCCUCGGAACAGUGGUUUGCAUGCACAUCAUCGCUGCCAGAAUCGGCGCUUUCCAGUGGCCUUUGAUGGACGAUGGUAAGGUGUUAAACACUAAAGUUGAGGUUGCUGUG